AGAGCCCUGAGAGCGCCCGGCACCGCGGCCGCCGACGCAGCAGCCGCCUCCGCUCGUCAGUCCCGAGGCGCGCGGGCUCCCGGGCGGCCCCGGCGGGCGCGGCGAAAGGGCGCGCGAGGCGGCGCGGGGCGGGCCGCAAGCGCCCCCGGCCGCCCCCCGUCCGCGCGCAGACCGGCCCAGCGGAGCCCCGGCGCGGGGAAGCGCCGGCCGGGCGAGGGCGAGGGCGAUGCCGCGGUGACGGCCCCGCCAUGGCGAAGCCCGCGGCGACGGCGGCGGCGGCGUCGGAGGAGCUGAGCCAGGUGCCGGACGAGGAGCUGCUGCGCUGGAGCAAGGAGGAGCUGGCGCGGCGGCUGCGGCGCGCCGAGGGCGAGAAGGUGGGCCUCAUGCUGGAGCACGGCGGCCUGAUGCGCGACGUGAACCGGCGGCUGCAGCAGCACCUGCUGGAGAUCCGCGGCCUCAAGGACGUGAACCAGCGGCUGCAGGACGACAACCAGGAGCUGCGCGAGCUCUGCUGCUUCCUCGACGACGACCGGCAGAAGGGGCGCAAGCUGGCGCGCGAGUGGCAGCGCUUCGGGCGCCACGCGGCCGGCGCCGUGUGGCACGAGGUGGCCCGCUCGCAGCAGAAGCUGCGCGAGCUCGAGGCGCGCCAGGAGGCCCUGCUGCGCGAGAACCUGGAGCUCAAGGAGCUGGUGCUGCUGCUGGACGAGGAGCGCGCGGCACUGGCGGCGACGGGGGGCGCAGGCGGCGGCGGCGGCGGAGGGGGCGGCGCCGGCUCCCGCAGCUCCAUCGACAGCCAGGCCAGCCUGAGCGGGCCGCUGGCGGGUGGCGCGCCCGGCGCGGGGGCCCGCGAUGUGGGCGACGGCAGCAGUACGUCCAGCGCGGGCAGCGGCGGCAGCCCCGACCACCACCACCACGUCCCACCCCCGCUGCUGCCCCCCGGGCCGCACAAGGCCCCCGACGGCAAGGCAGGAGCCACACGUCGGUCCCUGGACGACUUGUCGGCGCCGCCGCACCACCGCAGCAUCCCCAACGGCCUGCACGAUCCCUCAUCCACCUACAUCAGGCAACUGGAGAGCAAAGUGAGGCUGCUGGAGGGUGACAAGCUCCUCGCACAGCAGGCAGGCUCCGGAGAGUUCCGCACGCUGCGGAAAGGCUUCUCGCCCUACCACUCGGAGUCCCAGCUUGCGUCCCUGCCGCCCUCCUGCCAGGACUCCCUGCAGAACGGCCUGGCCUGCCCCGCACCUGAGCUGCCCUCGCCCCCCUCUGCUGGCUACAGCCCUGCAGGACAGAAGCCCGAGGCUGUUGUGCACGCCAUGAAGGUCCUGGAGGUACACGAGAAUCUGGACCGGCAGCUCCAAGACAGCUGUGAGGAGGACCUGAGUGAGAAGGAGAAGGCCAUCGUUCGCGAGAUGUGCAACGUGGUCUGGAGAAAGCUGGGAGAUGCAGCCAGCUCCAAGCCCUCCAUACGGCAGCACCUGUCUGGGAACCAGUUCAAGGGGCCUUUGUAGGGCCGCUCUUCUGUGGACGUGGACUGGCCCUGCUGGGGGUCCCCAGGGGGAGUUUCAGGCCCAGACACGGGCAGGACCUCCAGCCCAGCCCCCGUCUUCUUCCUCUGUGGUGAACUGUACAUAGGACGCUGCCCGCGCUGGCCCAGCUGCCAUGGAUCCGAUGCACUGGCCCAAGCCGCCAUCUCCCGCCUCACACACCAGCAACCCGGGAAGACGAGAUGCUGCGACCGUUCCUGCAGCAGAGCGGCCCGGACGCCUCGUUCCCUCUCUGCGCCCUGGGCCCUGGGCUCCGUGAGCAAGAGGCUGCAGGCUGCUUCUGAGAUCCAGCCUGGGGACUGUCCAGGGUCCUGUGUCCUGCCUGGGAUGGAGGGGCCACUCAUCAAACCCUCUACUCCCUGGCUGCCACCCACACUGGACAGAGACCACCACUACCUGGGUCUUGACGCAGGUGGCACCACUUCUUGCCCACAUGCCGUGGCCUGGCCCCAGGCCCACCAAGCACUGGGUCCCCGGCAUGUGGAAUAGGCCACUCACCAUGUCUGUGGCUGGCUGGAGGCUGCCCUGGGCCCUUCCUGUGACCCUCAGCCUUGGAGCUUAGGGUGCCCUCACACCUGGGGAUCCGUGCUCAGCCACCCGACGCCCGCUGCUCCUUGCUUUUGGAGGUCAUCCCCCUCCCCCACAGUCUCUGCAAUGUCCCCCUGCCACCCUGUCCAGGCUGUGCCCUUUUUGGGCUCCUCUGCCCCAUGCCUGAGGCACGUCCCUUUUUGUGGUUUACAUGACAGGCCAGUAACAUAGGAAGGGCCUGGGGAGAGUUCCUGGGCUGAGCCACACGUGAUUUUCCUGAUGGGCUGCACUGGGCCACCGCUGGGGCUCUGGUUGGCUGUGACCUCCCCCAGGGCCUGGCUGCAUCUUGGGUCCCUGUGGACAGAGCUCUCCGGGCUGCAGAUGAGAGUUCUGUCCUUUUUGGGAAGGAGCGGGUCUGGCCAGGUUCUGCCUUUAGUUUGUGGUGUGACCUUUAGCAGUUCACUCAGCCUCUCUGGGCUCUUGGUGGAAACAGGUCUCUGAGGUUCCUUUUCGGCCAUGCUUAUGGCUCCAGGUCAUCCAGCGCCACAGGGCAGGGGUCCUCACUGAGGGGGCGUGAGCCAACAGCCGACAGCUGAGGGCGGGCCGGGUGGAGCUGAGUUCUGCUGCCUUGCUGUCGCUGCGGGUGGACAGUUGCCUCCCCACUCUGAGCCCGUGUCCUCAGUUGUAAAAUGGGCAGCAUAAGGUCCUCCUCACAGGAUUCUGGGGAUGAAGUGAGAUCUUCAGUGUAAAUGACCAUGUAUAAACUGUAAAGUGCAAUAGAAAAUUGUGUGUGUGAGGAAAAUAAGGCCUAGAGGGGGUGAUGUGUGGCACAUGACGGGAGAUCCCACAGCCGCAGCGUGGGGACAGGCGGCUUCCCCACAUCCGCUCAUGCCACUCUAAGCAGCCCUGGCUCUUGAGUCCAGGACCUCACCAGGUCCUCAUCAGACUCCUGUGCUCUUGCAGGGGGUGCUAGAGCCCCAUCUGAAGAGCCCAGAGAGGCUGUCUUCCUACCCAGCAGGUCUCACGCAGGCCCAAGGCUGGGGAUGCAGGCAAGAGGAGGGAGAUGGCGGCCCUGGCCCUCUCCCUAGCUGGUGGCUCUAUUCUGAGCAGUUCUUGCUGCCCGUUUGCUCUCAGGGGAAAGGCUCACGCCCCCCAUCUUAGCCCCAGGGGGGUAAGUGGGUGCUGGUGAUGGGAUGGUGUGGCGCUCCUGUCGUGGGUGUCGCCAGGAGGCUCUUUGGGAAGGAGUGUUGCCUGGUCAGAUGGUGCGCUCUCGGUCACUAGGGGUGUACACGUGAAGUUGGGUGAACACCUGCUGCUCAUGGUACCCAGUGAUUCUUGCCCGAGUGGGCAGCUGAGCAGAGGCCCUUCUGGGUCUUGGAAUCCAAAGAACCGCAGAGUAGCCCAAGGGGUGUGGGUCCAUUUUGAGUGGCAGCCAAGUCUGGGAGCCCGUGUGCGUCAUGUUUGGGUCAGGUUGGCUUGGCCACCACUGAAAUAAGCAAUAAGUACGGGCUCCUGGUACCUGUGGAUCUCCCGCAAACAGGCGCAGAGAACAGCCUUGAAGCCACCUUUCCCCUCAAGGGGACUGACCCUGUCUUUAAUGCUGCAGUGGCCGCGUCCAGGGAUCAGUGGAACGUUGCUUUGAGAACCUUCCUGCCUGUUACGGAGGCAGCACAAAGCUGGUGCCCCCUGAGCCAACGGCACUGGGAUGGCUUUCUAGGACAGAACCCUGUCAGUGACAGUCACAUCUCAAACUAAUAGCUGAUUUUAAAAGCCAGCAGCAGCGACGCCAUGUACCUGAGUACAGGUGGCAGUUGCAGAGCCGUGGGCUGUAGAGGGUCAGAUGGGGCUUCCCACAGGGGAAAUCUGGGUGCUGCAGCUCAGGGUGACUCCCAGCUCUGUCACUAGCAGGGCGACCCUUUCCUUCUGGAGCCUUAGCUCUGAAAGCCCCCAGUGGGGGUGCCCUUUCAGAUGCCCCUUUCCGUUUCAAAGGCUCUGAUUCUUGAUCUUGAAGCUGGACGCGGCACUGGCACUCGGCUUCAGUUUCCACUGUGACAGGCGGAGGUCUCCUUUAGCCCCAGCCCAGGCGGCCAAGCCCAUCCUGGCCUCAGAACAUGCUGAGCACAUUUUGUAGGGUGGCACCUUUUUAUCCAAGUUACUAGCUACACAUCAGUGUUUAAAGAGAAAAAAGUGACCUUUCAUUUUUUUUUUCUUGGAACUUGAGGAAACAAGAUACAUACUACUGAUUUUUUUUUCUUUUCUUAAAACUAAAUGCAUGACUGCAGAGCGGUAGAGGUGUAUAUUUUUCAUACUGUGGGGGAAAGUAUUUGUGCUGCUUUUUGGAGAUGGACUGGAAUGUCUGGUUUCUGUCCCUGGGCCCGGCAGCUACGUCUAUUUUCUGUAGAAGGUGCCACAGUGAGACCCGGAGCCACCCCUUCCUGCCCUGGCGCCGUUUAGAGCUGGGAGCCUGUGGACUCCCGGCCUGUUUCUACCUUCUAUCCAACCACUCUGUCGUGGGGAGACAAGAAGAAAUAGAACUUUUUGAUAGUGUGGUAAAAACAUUGAUUUGAACUAUUUUAGUAAAAGGAGUAACAAACAAGACUGUGAUAGUGUCUACUUUGAGCUAGAUAAAUAAAGGCCUCUUUGUGAGCCUCCUGCCUGGGUGCUCAGUGCUUGUUUCUGUCAUGGGUGGCAGGGUCAGCAGGCAGAGACAGGGCCAAGGCCCCUCAAACACACACUGCAGAUGGGGGCUCAGUCGGGGCCCCUUCCACAGACAGAGCCCUGGUCCCUCAAGGUGGAUAGUGAGGCUGCUGCUCCUCCAGCUGCCUCUGUCUCAUCACAGGCCAGAAGUGGAAAGGGUUUCAAACCCAAGCCCCGUGUUCCUGUGUGUGUUCUAUGCAGCAAGGCUUAAAAGUUUCAAACUGGUUUGGAACUCAACCAGGUCCUCCAAAGGAAACCAAGGCAGGCACAGGAUGGGGGCAGGCUGGCUUGGCAGGCAGCUGUGCCGAUCCACCCAGAGUGCCUUGGGAGGCAGUGGGGUUGGCUCUGGCUGCUGUUAGCUGCAGCCAGGCCUCUCCUGCGUCCCCAGGGUCUGGAAGGAGGGCUUCUGCAAAUUUUAUAAGCCAGCGACUGCGAAGGCCUGGAGCCCCACCUUCCACCCAUAACAAAGAAAGGGAUAGUUUCAGAACUGCUUUUAUUUGGAUAACUGACUGAAGGAGUCUCAUUUGUAACCAAGAUGGAAUUCACAGUAUGUUGUUACAUUCACACUUAAAAAAUAUAUCUCUAUGUACAGGAAUUUGCAAAUAGAUGUAAACAUACAUUACUUUCCAAGUACAUUUCUCCCCUUCUCCCUGUAGGAAAAAAAAAAAAGCCAUCCAACGAGGCAACCCCUUCAAAAUAAUUUUAAUACAAAGGAUGCAAACAUCUA
Molecule: messenger RNA, 5496 nt
Organism: Nomascus leucogenys (northern white-cheeked gibbon)
Lineage: Eukaryota; Metazoa; Chordata; Mammalia; Primates; Hylobatidae
Gene: CCDC85C
Product: coiled-coil domain containing 85C
Cellular component (GO): apical junction complex
Source: RefSeq, a predicted model, not a curated record